AGGGGUGUACUCACUUUUGUGAUACACUGUAACUAUCUAGGAAUGCAACAAACAAAAUGUCUUAAGACCACUCAACAUGGUCUGUUUAAAUAAAUUAAAUACAACUGCAAAAGCAUCUUAGUUAGGGAAUACCAAAAAUAAUUAAAAAUGGAACCUUCCUUCAGUUAAAACACUACUGCUUUUGUCCACAAACACAACCAAACUUAACAAAAAAAAAAAAAAAGUUCUAACUCUGCAGAAUUAGUGGUGUGUUCCCCACCUCCGCAACAUUGACAUCCUUUUACAUUACCUAACAUGGUUGCUGUUGGCCGAAAUAAAAUUCAAAUACCCCUCGUCUUCAAAGGGGGCGGAGGAGGCGGCAUGUUGUCGACAUGUAUUUCUGUCUGGGCUGUGAGUGCAUGGGGGUGGGGGGGUCAUGUCAUCAGCCAAUCAAACGUGUUUGAGGGAAAAAUGGACUGGCACAUUCAGCAAGUGAAAAGGUAAAUGUCAGCCUGAACAUAAUGAAAGUAAUUCACUUAGUAGGGUCAAUUCUAUUCUACCUCUUAAUCAAACUCUAUCUCAUGAUAUUAUAAUGCCAAUAAGGUUGCUUAAAAGUUGGUGGGGACAAUUUGACCAUCCUGAAAAGCUGGUAGCGUCAUGUCACUACAAUCCCAAUGCAAAUCUACGCCCUUGGUUUGAACCCCAAAAAGUCGCUAGGAUCGUCCGAGAUAGCUUUGUUUUUAUGUUAGAUGAUAUAAAUUGCGGGGAGAAAUUAUCUUUGGAAGUACAAGCAAAAAUUUUAAAUUGCUGUUGGAAAAUUCCUCGCAACACUAUUGAAAAGUUGUCUGAAAAAAAUAGAGCGACCUCUGUGUUUUUGUUGUUGUUUAUUUUAGUGUAGCAAAGUUUAAACAAGUUUGAGAAAUGACGUAAUCUAUGGAAAAAUACACGCGCCUUUGACAAUAAUGUUAAAAGUUACUGAAAACCCCCGACGCAAAAUGGCCGAUGAGUGAUGACGCCCGUCCCCGUUGGUUCACCGAGCGCAAAUCAUCUAGCCUUAUGUGCAGUCUUGUUGGUUCUGUGUGAUUGACGCUGCGCUCUAAUUGGCUCAAUUAUCGAUGACGCAAUUUCCGCUAUGGCGUCACUUCCGAUAAAGGGUUUAGAGGAAAAACAAAAAUAUAUAAGCUAGCAAGUAGAAAUUUAGCAAGACGCUCAAACGUAGCGUAAAUGGCAAACAAAGCGAAGCGAUGAAAUAACCAACGAGGUUUCAUUUUCUCCUGCGUCAUGAAUUUAAGGGGACUGUUUCAGGAUUUUAAUCCCAGCAAGUUCCUCAUCUACUUAUGUCUACUGCUGUUCUCCGUAUUGCUGUCACUGAGGCUGGAUGGUGUUAUCCAGUGGAGCUACUGGGCAGUCUUCACGCCGAUAUGGCUAUGGAAGCUGCUUGUCAUCGUCGGGGCAUCGGUGGGCACUGGAGUGUGGGCGCACAACCCCCAGUACAGGGCUGAAGGUGAAACCUGCGUGGAGUUCAAGGCCAUGCUGAUCGCCGUGGGGCUUCACGUCCUCUUGCUAAUGUUCGAGGUGUUGGUGUGCGACCGCGUGGCGAGAGGAAGCGGCAACUACUUCUGGCUACUCGUUUUCAUGCCACUCUUCUUUGUCUCGCCCGUUUCGGUGGCGGCGUGCGUCUGGGGUUUCAGACACGACCGCUCCCUGGAGCUUGAGGUUUUCUGUUCGGUGAACAUACUGCAGUUCAUCUUCAUUGCUCUGAGGCUGGACCGGAUCAUCAACUGGCCUUGGCUGGUUGUGUGCGUGCCACUGUGGAUCCUUAUGUCCUUCUUGUGCCUGGUGGUCCUCUACUACAUCAUCUGGUCGGUCCUUUUCCUCCGCUCCAUCGACAUCAUUGCCGAGCAGCGGCGGACUCACAUCACCAUGGCGAUCAGCUGGAUGACCAUUGUGGUUCCGCUGCUCACCUUCGAGAUCCUGCUCGUACACAAGCUGGACGGGCACAACAGUCUGAGCUUCGUAUGCGUCUUCGUGCCGCUGUGGCUUUCGCUACUUACGCUCAUGGUCACGACCUUCGGCCAGAAAGGGGGAAACCACUGGUGGUUUGGAAUCCGCAAGGACUUCUGCCACUUCCUGCUGGAACUCCUACCCUUCCUGCGAGAAUACGGCAACGUGUCUUACGACCUCCAACGCAGCGAUGACCACGAGGCCGCCGAGGACCCUCCCGCCGUCCCCGAACCGCCGCCCAAGAUCGCCCCCAUGUUCCACAAAAAAACCGGCGUGGUGAUCACGCAGAGUCCCGGCAAAUAUUUUGUCCCGCCGCCCAAACUUUGCAUAGACAUGCCCGACUAGACCAGCGCGAACUCUGCCUUUAGAGCCGCCGCUAGACCGAACCGAGUGGAAUCCCGCGACGUCCGGUGCACCGCGUGUAGGUGUUUUAUAGGGACUAAAAAGGACGCCGCCUCACUCUGCGAUGGGACCAGCAGGCAGGACGCGGGCUUCGUUACGGCCUCGGACUUUCAAAGUUGAGGUGUCAAGUGGUACCUCGUUCUCCUUGUUGUUGCCGUAAGGUCAACCUUUGACCUUUGAAUCCUUCGUUUAACAUACACUACUUUCAAAACGUCAGAGAAAAUUUGCUAUCAUUGUUUUUCCUAACAAAAGUAAAAACUGAGUUAAUUGCGCACUGACCAAACAAAUGGAAAAUGCACUUCGGAGUUUAGGAAGGUCCUGCUUUUUGUUCCCUCUCCAACCGUCUUGUAAAACAACCAAUUUAUCAUUAGGGACCAGUGAGAAAUCCGCUUUCAAUUGAUCAAUAUAGACCCUACCCACGUGACGUCACAACUCCGCUCUCCUGACUGGUGCCGCCCACUUGUCCGGCAACACAUCGUGUUGACCUGUUACGGCUACGUACAUUCCUCCUAUUUACGACGUGUUUUUCUGCUCGUUAACAUUAAUAAUCAAAAUGGUGAAGGCGUGUGUGGCGGUCGGUUGCAAUGACAUAGAAGAUAGACGGAGAGACUUGAAGUUCUACCGGAUUCCGAGAGACACGGAGAGAGCGAGAUGGGCUGCUGCAAUUCGACGAGAAAACUGGGCUCCAAACGAUUACCACAGAUUAUGUAGUAGUCAUUUUAUAUCUGGUAAGAUGCAUUUAUAUAUAUAUUUAGAGGGUUUUGGGCUGACAACCACAAUUAAGAUCAUUGCUAGGCUAAUCGUCGACAACAUACACGUAUGUAUGUAGUGAGUGCUAUCGCUAAACCAUAUAAACAUUAAAAGCCCUAGCUCCAUUGACAAAUGACAUGAAAUACAUUAGACUUGACAGUGGAUGUUAGCAAGAACAAAAGAUUUUGAAUUGAAAAUUUCGUAACUCACCUUCCGAGCACAAGAUUCCUGCCGAAUUUUCGUGUACGAGGACCUGUUUCACCCAACCAGCAAUGUAGCAUUUAUAAGCCUCCAAGCUCUUAAAGUUUUUCAAACUUUCGUGAGAAUAGGCUGAUUUUGUGUGGACAAGAUAGUUGUAAAUAUCAGGGUCAUGCAGAGACUGUGAAGGCAGCCAGUCAAAAAUCAUCGAUUUAGGCAUCAAAUAUGGAUCUGGCGACUGUAUAGAACGAAGCUUUUCCACAUAACGCCUUUUAUGCAACACAUCCAGUGAGUUUACGGCAUCAGAAAGCACCGGGUCUUCCAUGAAAUGCAUUUUAAAUUCCUCGAUCAAUUGAAACCAAUGCUAAUACAGAGACAAAAUGACGGACAAGUGGGCGGAACCAUACAGCGAGCACGUGGUUUUAUGACGUCGGUGGGUAGGCUCUAUAAAGAAGUGUAGAAUCGUUGUCAUUCUUUGGAUUGAGCAACUUUCAAUGGUUUAGGUGCAAAUGUACAUAAGCGCUAACGUGAUCUGUUGGCAACUUUCUGCAUCAGCUGAAAAUCACACAAAAAAAAAAGUUUUUUUUUUUUUUAACCAGAUUUGACAUUCAAAUGCCAGCCUUAUAGUCUUGAGAGCGCUUUAACGGCUGUUGGUUAGGAGACUAAACUGUACAUAGGUGAAAAUGCUUGUGUGAAUGUUUUUUUGUUGUUGUUGAUGUAAUGGAUGGAUGGACACUGUAUAUAAAAGUUUGACACAUCCUUGUGUGAAUGGCAGUUAUUGCGUGAAUUCAUUGCCAAUUCUUGUUUCUGGUUUUGCUAUGUACUGAAUUUUUUUGGGUACAAUUUGUUACUUUUUUAAUUUGGGGUGACCGUGGCAGUAUCACCGCCAACCACGAGAUUGUGGCUUGUGCAUUGAUUUGACUUGUUUUGUCAUAAAAUAUGUAUUCGGUGGAAUAAAAGUUGGAAA
This is a messenger RNA of Corythoichthys intestinalis (scribbled pipefish), 4300 nucleotides long. RefSeq names its product transmembrane protein 185 (gene tmem185a). The record is from RefSeq and is a predicted model, not a curated record. Lineage: Eukaryota; Metazoa; Chordata; Actinopteri; Syngnathiformes; Syngnathidae. The coding region runs from base 1261 to 2328 and encodes 355 amino acids. The transcript has 7 exons.